Messenger RNA from Prunus armeniaca (apricot), 531 nucleotides. Lineage: Eukaryota; Viridiplantae; Streptophyta; Magnoliopsida; Rosales; Rosaceae. The record is from the annotation of a GenBank genome assembly.
AUGGUUUGGAAGAAUGUCCAAAUUAAGUUCCAAUUGAUAAAGGACAAUAUCAAAGGUUGGUUGGUCUCUACACUGGGAAAAUGUCUAAUGUUCUUAAAGCAUGGGCAUGUAAAAGUUGUGGGGUAUACGGACUCCGACUGGGCAGGAAAGAGGGAUAAGAGAAGAUCGACGUCUGGUUAUUUUAGUUCAGAGGUCGAGUUUCGGGCUGUGAUGAAAGGUGUUUGUGAACUGCUAUGGCUAAAAAGGCUUAUGGAGGAGCUUGGUUUUCCCAGUAAGGAUACUAUGAAGUUGUAUUGUCAUAAUCAGUCAGCAAUUAAGAUUGCUGAAGAUCUAGUUCAACAUGAUAGGACGAAACAUGUAGAGAUUAAUCGGAAUUUUAUUUAUGAGAAAUUGGAAGAAAAGAUUAUUGAAGUUCCGUAUGUUAGGACUACUGAACAAUUGACGGAUAUGUUGACCAAGGCCGUAUCAAAUCAAGCCUUUAUAGAUUCACUUGUCAAGCUGGGCAUCUGCAACAUCUAUGCACCGUUUUGA